CUACUCUUGCAAGAGAAUGUUUGCCUAUAUUAGCGGUGGAUGAUGAAAAUCGAGUAGAAAAUCUAGAAAAAAAUCUAGGUAAACUUAUAAAAACUCAUGGUGAUGAGAUGGCAGAAAAAAUUGCUUUUUUGCAAUAUAAUAUGAA
Molecule: messenger RNA, 145 nt
Organism: Racocetra persica
Lineage: Eukaryota; Fungi; Glomeromycota; Glomeromycetes; Diversisporales; Gigasporaceae
Source: the annotation of a GenBank genome assembly